AUGGAAAUGCAGCAAAACUGCAGCAUUUCAUGCUUCUGGGAAACCCAACCUCUUGGUUGUGUGAAGAUCAGUUGUAUCUUUUACCACAGCAAACCCCGAAAUAUCAAUGGAUUAUUUUUGCCACCAAGUAGCAAUACCACCUUACAGAAAGAAAGUCAGGAAGGAAGCCCACCCCCAACCCAGAGUCAGGAGCCUCUGAAACCCAUGGAGAACAUAUCACGGCCUAUUCAUCAUCCAUUAGUUUUAAAAACCAACUUUGAAGAAGAAGAGGAGGAAGGAGAGGAACAAAAUGAUGCUUCUAGUUUAUGGACAAAGACCCCUGAAGAAAUUGAAGAGAAAAGAGCAAUAAGGGAGAUGUGUUAUAAAUCUGGGGAAUACUAUAGAUUCCAUGCUGCACCAGACGUCUCAUCAUCAAAAAGCAUAGCUCCUACCACGGAAAAAGAGUUAGAAAAGCCUUUGGAAAAUGGCAGUGAAUUACAAGAAGGAGAUGGUCUUGCAGUUCCAACAAAGUUCAGCCUAUUUGAAAGGCCAAGAGAGGCAAAAACAUCACUGGAUAGGAAACCAAGGACUGACAUUGCCGCUUUUGAAAACGGAGGAGGUGACUGCUAUGCUCCACAGAGGAUCAUAUUUCUUGGAGUGGAUGAGACUGAAGCAUUAGCUGAAGAGAGAGAGACCGCCUCAAAAUGUUCAAAUGCCAAGGAUAACAAGAACAGUCUUCACCAAAAGCAGCCCCCCACCACUAGCCUUGUGCCUGCAACACAUGUACUAAAUGCUACUGAGAACAUCAGCAGCAAGUGCAGAGAGAAGCCCUCUUCAAUCAAUGCUGUCCAGCCCAUGAGGAAGCCUCAUUUUAAAGGUGUGAAGAAAAGAAAAUGGAUUUAUGAUGAACCAAAGAACUUCCCUGGCUCUGGAAUGCGGAGAGCAGUACACACCCCAAAUUCCAAACAUAAAAUGAGUUACCACCAUCAUAAUAAAAGCCGAAAUGCUGAGAACACCUCCUAUGUGCAUGUUCAAAGAGAUGCUGUAAGAACUGUCACCCUGAACACCCCUCCCCGAAGCAGGCCCACGAGCGGGUCCUACAACAAAGCCGAUGCCAACAAGGAGCCCAAACUCAACCUCUGCCCAGAUAAACAUAUGCCAGCACCAUACAACAGUUCAGCCUGGAGAAGAAGAAUUCCUUUCUCAAAAACUUAUUCAAAAACUGAAAAGAUAUAUCCAGAGCCAAGAAGAAAUGGGAGUAAGUAA
Acomys russatus (golden spiny mouse) is the source of this 1245-nucleotide messenger RNA. RefSeq names its product chromosome 31 C12orf50 homolog (gene Zc3h11d). The transcript has 13 exons. The record is from RefSeq and is a predicted model, not a curated record. NCBI's taxonomy places the organism in Eukaryota, Metazoa, Chordata, Mammalia, Rodentia, Muridae. Bases 1 to 1245 code for a protein of 414 amino acids.